Molecule: messenger RNA, 2367 nt
Organism: Numida meleagris (helmeted guineafowl)
Lineage: Eukaryota; Metazoa; Chordata; Aves; Galliformes; Numididae
Gene: BRICD5
Product: BRICHOS domain containing 5
Exons: 7
Coding region: 1295-1975 (226 amino acids)
Biological process (GO): regulation of cell population proliferation
Source: RefSeq, a predicted model, not a curated record
GGGUGCCUGGAGCUGUGUGGGGCUCUUAGCAUUGGCUUGAAUAGUGGCAUCGCGUUCACACAGCACAGAGCUGAGUGAUAGCCUUCGCACUGAGGUUUUCACUAUGUUUUAUACAUACUGCUUCAUUCCUGUGUCUUAGAUUAGGCAUGGUAGAAACUUCUUACUCCGUGGUAAGAAAGUGCCUGCUCUGCGGACACGGAAAGUCUCAGUAUGGGGAACGUGCUGUUUCUGUGUUGCAAUCUCUGGUGCUAAGCUUUGCUGCAGCAGAAGCUGCUCAGGCUGCAGUGGGAGGACUGCUGUGUGUUUUCUGUAACAUCUCUGCUUGCAGAAGCAGAACUGGUGGGCAGACUUUCUGCACCAUUCCUCUUUGCAUCAGAGCACCAGCAGCACGGGAUGCUGAGUGACUGGGAUGGCUGGCUGGGGCGUGCUGACCUAGUGUUGGAUUGCACCUCACCAGAAGCAGCGUGCUAGGGGAUUGUGCUGCUCUUCUCAAAUAGGGUUUGACUCACGGAAGGAAGCACGGAAAGAUUGCGAGUGGGGAGAGUGGAUUGCUAUUGCUGCAGUGGUGAGAAGCUCAGGGAUAAGUCCUCUUGGCUGAGUCUGGUCUGUGCUGGGCCGUGCUUUUGAGGAGAGUGUCCAAAAGCUGCGUCAUCCUAUUCAAUGCCACGCGGAGGAAUUCUUCUGGGAUUUCCCUUCCCUCCAUGGGCUUGGUUAUUCCUGGCUGGCAACUCAGAAGACUACCAUCCUCUCACAGGAGUUUCUGGAUUGCCCAGGAAAACAAUGAUCAGAGCUGGGAGUUCUUUUCCCUGUGGGGUAUUUCCCAUCGCAGAAGUGUGUUUUUGUGAGUGCAGCUCAUGUGAUGGUGACUUUGCAGCUCAGAUCUGUUCCCUGGGAUCUGGACAAGUGAAGAACCGUAUGUGGAACACAAAUGCGUCUGUGCAGCCAAGGCUUGCAGUGCACCAGCCUGCAGGAUAAACAGUUGGCUUCAGCCCAUGGAGAUCUGGCAGCACAAAGUUCAUGCUGAAAUGUAGAAAUCACUGAUGACAAGGGCAGGCUGCCACUUUUCUCUAUUCAUUUCAUCUCUUAAUGAGACUCACCCAGCCCCGCUAUUGGGGACUGCCAGUAGGGAGGCCCUGCACAAAGCCCUCAAUUAUACUCCACCUGCGUGCCUCCAGCUGGCUCACAAGGUGUGUGCUUAGGUUUCCCGAGCACGUUUGGAGCUCAAGAUCAUGCCCAGUCUGUGCAUCAGCAGAAGGCAGAGCUGCAGGAGCAAGGUCCUCAUCUGAAGUGGAGGAUGGAGGGUGGGAACAGCCCCAGCGACACCAGCUCCGCAGGCAGGAGGCUUGCAGCGCAAUUCACAAACCCAUCCAGGACAUUCUGGAUCAUCUUGUCCAUCGCCUUGUUUUUUGCAGCUGUCGGCAUCAGUGUCGGGGGGAUUCUCGGCUUCUCCCACAGCUCUGCCCAGGCUGGACCACAGCUCGGCCGGCUCACGCUGCACGGGGAGCAGGACGCGCCGAGGAACCAGACAGCCACAGUGGAUGUGUCCAGGAGCACUGUCACCUACUACAUCACCUCGCGGAGUAACCGCAGCGCCGUCGUGCUGUACGACAGCCAGCACGGCUACGUGUGCUACAGACCCGUGGAGCAGCAUGCCUGCUACCUGCGCACGAUGGACCCUGAGGACCGUGAGACCGCACAGGUGAUGCUGAGUGCAGCCGAGCAGAGGGGUGAUGCAUCGCUACUCCGGAAUAACCAGACCAAGUACUACAGGGAGUUCCUGGGCAUUGUGGCAGGGGAACAGGUGGACCCCAAGGGCGUGGGGGAGGCCAUCCAAGCCCUCUGUGAGCAGACACCCAUCUUCUGGGUCCGGAGAGCAGACGGUCCAGGGAAGCAGCGGCUGAUCUACCUUUGCAUUGACAUAUGUUUUCCAAGCAAUAUUUGUGUGUCUAUCUGCUUCUAUUACCUUCCUGACUAAGUACCACAGCCCCAGAUGCCCUCUCACUGCUCUACAUACUUGAACUGUAUUCCUGAAACGCCUCUGAUUUCAACAAGGAAGGUAACAUCUACAACACUGCCUAAAAGCUUCCUGCUGAUCUCAUGCUGCUCUUCAGGAGAAUUUAGGUAACAGAACUCCGCUCAGUGCUGUUGGUACAGACAUUUUAUUUGCAGCUGUGCUCCAGGGCUGCAUCUUGUAUGUAGGCAGUAGAUCUAGACAGAGGAACCAUGUGGAGUAGCUAGUGUUUUGUGGCCAUGUGCCCUGUUCUACACCGGGUUGUUAAAACUUGCUGGGGGUGGUGGUUUUAUAAGAGAGCAGCUCUCCAAGAAAGUUUGUGAAAUACAUAUUUGAAUAAAGGGGUUGCAAAACAA